UGUAGUAUCACCAGGCAUCACCGGAGACGUGGAAGAAGUGCGCAGGAGUGAAUUCAGAGGCAAAGAAAGACGCGAGCUUCUGCUGCUGCUGCUGCUGCUGGACGUCUGUGGCGAACCAUGAGAACCGAGCGGAGAUUUUAGAGGUGGCGUUGGGAUUUUUAGUCGGUGCCUGAAAAGAUCACGGUAAUUAGCGUCGAUGCGCGCAACCAAAAACGACGACAGUGGGACGGUGAUCUUUUUUUUUAAAUGCUCAUAUUUUUGGAUGCAAUUCCUCUCCUAUGCAGAGAGAGACCACAAAGGAAGGACUCGAAGCCGAGGACUCGCCAACACAGCUGCAAGUGCGCGCACAGCGGCCAGGAAAGCGGCUAAUUACGCAGAGAUAUUUGCGCUAUUAUAGCGCUCUGAAUGAUUCCCCCAACUUUCUUUGAGUUGUGACAGAUCGUCACAGCCCCAUCUUGCAGCGGGCGAUGAGUAAUCCACGACGCUCCGGUUGAUAAAGCUGAAACCUGGAGUGCGUCUGGCGCGUUUGGAUACAUGAUCCUGUGCGUCGACUCUCCCCCCCCCCCCCCCCCCCCCUUUAAUAUGGCUUCUCUCCUUGGGGUUUUUUCUACUUGUGGUUAUAUUUCAUGGCUGCAUGGUGUAGCAACAGUCGUGCGUGGGGAAAGAGGACGAUGCGUGGUUAAUUAGGGCGAAGACGGUGCGCUUUUCUCGCCUUUUUUCCCCAAAUAGCGCACGGACACUGAGGACUGCAGCAAGGCUUUUUUUUUUUUUUUUUUUUUUUUUUUUUAACUCUCUGUAUCCUUUGUUAUUUCUUUGGCUGCUGUCAUCGUAGUAUGUCUGCACUUCGAAAGAAAUUUGGGGACGAUUAUCAGGUAGUGACCACCUCAUCUAGCGGGUCUGGAUUCAAUCAGCCUCCCUCGGAGAAGAAGAGGAAGAGGCAGCGCUUCGUGGACAAGAACGGCCGAUGUAACGUCCAGCAUGGGAACCUGGGCGGUGAAACCAGCAGAUACCUCUCAGACUUAUUCACCACACUGGUCGACUUGAAAUGGCGCUGGAACCUGUUUAUUUUCAUCCUCACCUACACGGUGGCAUGGCUCUUCAUGGCCUCCAUGUGGUGGUUAAUCGCGUACAUCAGAGGAGACCUCAACAAAGCGCACAACGACAAGUACACUCCGUGCGUGGCCAACGUGUACAACUUUCCCUCAGCCUUUCUCUUCUUCAUAGAGACCGAGGCCACGAUAGGAUACGGCUACAGAUACAUCACAGACAAAUGCCCCGAGGGGAUCAUCCUCUUUCUUUUUCAGUCCAUCCUCGGGUCGAUCGUCGAUGCCUUUCUGAUCGGCUGCAUGUUCAUCAAGAUGUCCCAGCCCAAGAAGAGGGCCGAGACUCUGAUGUUCAGCGAGCACGCAGCAAUUUCUAUGCGUGACGGAAAACUAACUCUCAUGUUCAGGGUUGGCAAUCUGCGUAAUAGCCAUAUGGUCUCUGCACAGAUCCGCUGCAAACUGUUGAAAUCUCGCCAGACGCCUGAAGGCGAAUUUCUUCCACUGGACCAGUUGGAACUGGACGUUGGUUUCAGUACCGGGGCGGACCAGCUGUUUCUCGUCUCACCGCUCACCAUCUGCCAUGUGAUUGACACCAAAAGCCCCUUUUACGACCUCUCCCAGAGGUCCAUGCAAACGGAGCAGUUUGAAAUCGUGGUGAUACUAGAAGGAAUUGUGGAGACCACAGGAAUGACCUGCCAAGCGAGGACAUCCUACACUGAGGACGAGGUUCUGUGGGGACACCGCUUCUUCCCAGUUAUCUCCUUGGAGGAAGGCUUUUUUAAGGUGGACUACUCACAGUUUCAUGCCACGUUUGAAGUGCCCACCCCCCCAUACAGUGUCAAGGAGCAGGAGGAAGCUUUGCUCCUCUCUUCCCCCCUUAUGGCUCCAUCCCUGUGCAACAGCGGGGACAAAAACAACUCUCUGGACUGCCUGGAGACCCUGCAGGACAAUGACAGUACCACCAAACUGCCCACCAAACUGCAGAAGAUGACAGGCCGGGAUGGCCUGCCCAAGAAGUUACUGAGGAUGAGUUCCACCACCUCAGAAAUGACGUACAGCUUCGGUGACCUUCCAAUGAAGCUGCAGCGAAUCAGUUCUGUUCCCGGGGUGUCUGAUGACAAACAGGCGGGAAAGGCCUCUAAGAUCUGCACAGAGCCCAUCAGUAAGUCGGUGGCAGACUUGCCUCCCAAGCUGCAGCGAUUGGCUGGAGGAGGAGGGGGAAGGAUGGACGGACACCUGCCUCCCAAACUCAGAAAGAUGAAUUCAGAUCGCUUUACAUAAAUCAGGCAGUUUAACUUAUGCCAUCCCUAUUUAUUUACCUACCCAAAGUCAUUGUAAUAUUCCUAAUUUAUUAAUGGACAGUAUUCUUAUAUUUGAAGAAAUGUAGAAUAUGUGCACAAAUACCUUAUACAAUAGGGUGAUGGAAUCAAGGACAUUUGUAUAAGUGUACAUGCUAAGAAGAAAGACUUCUUUUUUUUGUUGUUUUUUAGGAUGAUGUACAAUUAGCACAAUCUGGCAUGAUAGAAAUAACGCAUGUAGAGCAGAAUCUCAGUAAUUUCUGGCAUGACCGUCAUUGAUAUUUUACAAAAAAAAAAAGGCAAAAAAAAAAAAAAAACAAACGAGAAAACAAUAAACUCUCCACUGUCAUUGGUGGAGUUACUGACAGUAAAAAUUUGCACAAAGCCAUAUGGUUUACAACUUGGAAAACCCAUAUUACAUGAUUCUAAUUUGCUGUGAUGAAAGGCUCAUACAUUUGUUUUGGGUUUAUUGCUUUUGUCGUUUAAUGUAAAAUUGUGGCAAUGUUAUGUUGAUUGCAUGCUCCUCUUACUGACUUAACUAUACAAAGGUAAUAGACAAAGAUGUUUAGCCUUAACUAUAUUACCUUGUUUCCAUUUUCAUGUUUGUUCACAGCUGUAUUUUUGGUAUUUCCUAUAUCGAAUAUUUUACCAUAUGCGAUUUUAUGACUUUAUUAGUUCAUCUGAUACAAUAUAUGUUGCAGGUGGAUACAGCUGACAUUUUAAAAAAGCAUUAGCGACAUCAUAUGGCCUCUUGGACCUGGGCACAGUGCUACGCAAUUUUCACCUGCUUAUUAAAGUAACACUUAAGUUGAAAGAAUCAAUACUUGUAUUUGAUAAGCACAAAACAAUUACGUUAUAAGCCUGUGUUAUUAUAAAUCUUUUAUGGGCA
Messenger RNA from Thalassophryne amazonica, 3230 nucleotides. It is a transcript of the gene kcnj3a, whose product is annotated as potassium inwardly rectifying channel subfamily J member 3a. The record is from RefSeq and is a predicted model, not a curated record. The coding region runs from base 834 to 2324 and encodes 496 amino acids. The transcript has 3 exons. Gene Ontology annotation, biological process: regulation of monoatomic ion transmembrane transport; potassium ion import across plasma membrane. Gene Ontology annotation, molecular function: G-protein activated inward rectifier potassium channel activity. Gene Ontology annotation, cellular component: plasma membrane. Lineage: Eukaryota; Metazoa; Chordata; Actinopteri; Batrachoidiformes; Batrachoididae.